Messenger RNA from Cooperia oncophora, 606 nucleotides. Lineage: Eukaryota; Metazoa; Nematoda; Chromadorea; Rhabditida; Trichostrongylidae. The record is from the annotation of a GenBank genome assembly.
AUGGUUUUGUCAAUGAAGUAUAGUGUUUUCAACCAGUACGGUGUUAAACUCGGAUGGAUGUGGACAUGCUUGAUUGUUGGACCUUUUAUUUGGUUCUCUUCACGAGCCCAUCACAGAGACAAAGAUAAAUCCAUAAUCGAUGUUUUACGACUGGCAGUUGGGACAUUUUGCUGGUAUGCAAGCAUAUGGCAAUUCCAUCGAUUGAUGCAAUGGACCUCUCGCUGUGACCUCAGUAUUCGUUACUCUCGGACGAUGUGCAAGGAAAAAGGCGGUGUUUGGAUUCCAGGUUUUGACAUUUCUGGACACUGCUUUCUGUUGAUAUACAGCAUGUUGGUGAUGGCAGAAGAGGCCCAUGCUUUCCGAGAAUGGCAGCAAGUUGUUCACCGCGAUGAUGACUGUGGAAUUGUUAUGAGAGAAAAGCAAGAAAGACGAGUAAGGCUAGCACAGUACUUCGUUGUUGCUAUGCUCCUGCUAAAUAUUAUUUGGGUUGCCGGUGCAUUAGUGGCAAUAUUCUGGUGGUAUGUCACGUAUCACUUACUCUACCCGAAUGGAUUUCUUCAACCACCCAUACAUCGCACCAAGCCACUUACGAACAGGCGACGAUAG